Messenger RNA from Coffea eugenioides, 1444 nucleotides. RefSeq names its product phosphoglycerate mutase-like protein AT74H. The coding region runs from base 178 to 1200 and encodes 340 amino acids. NCBI's taxonomy places the organism in Eukaryota, Viridiplantae, Streptophyta, Magnoliopsida, Gentianales, Rubiaceae. The transcript is spliced from 5 exons. Gene Ontology annotation, molecular function: phosphatase activity. The record is from RefSeq and is a predicted model, not a curated record.
UUACUGUUUCAAGAUUUGAAUGGUAGACAGCUUCGCGUGGUCAAUUUCCAGAUGCCUGUUUCUUUUACUACUAUUUUCGCAGCAAAUGAGUAGGAACCUUUCAGGAUUCUGGAUAUGGCAGGAGAUGAUUCAUUUCAUUAACAUUCAUUUGUCUCUGCAAAAUCCAAAAGUAAAGCAAUGAGCGGCCUUUCUUCAACAAUAGCCCCGCCCAGUUUCUCUUUCCGAUCCCAACUUUUCCACCAAAAUGUUUACACCACUUCAAAUUCCAUCAUCAGAUGUUGUGAUGACACUGCAAGAUUGAACAUUAAACCUCAUGAAGACAAUGGUUCAGCAAGUUUUCCUGAAAAGAACCUCCUCCUAAAUCCCGCAGCAUUCAAGAAGCCUCCAAGGCCACGCAGAAUCAUUCUCGUCAGACACGGUCAAAGUGAAGGAAAUGUGGAUGAAGCCGUUUAUUCUAGAGUUGCUGACCCCAAAGUUGGCCUAACAGAACAAGGAGUUGCUGAGGCUGAAGAAUGUGGGAGGAAAAUAAGGAAAAUGAUUGAGGAAGAUGGAGCAGAGGAUUGGAAAGUUUAUUUCUAUGUAUCACCAUACAGGAGAGGACUCGAAACGCUGCGUAAUUUGGCCAAGGCAUUUGAACGUUCCAGAAUUGCUGGUGUCAGAGAAGAGCCCCGUUUAAGAGAGCAAGAUUUUGGAAACUUUCAAAACGAAGAACAGAUGAAGAUUGAGAAAGCUGUUAGAGCUCGCUAUGGUCGUUUCUUCUAUAGAUUUCCCAAUGGGGAAUCAGCAGCAGAUGUUUAUGAUAGAAUAACAGGGUUCAGGGAAACACUUAGAACUGAUAUUGACAUCGGACGUUUUCAACCACCUGGUAAACAAAGCCCAAACAUGAACUUGGUAUUGGUUUCUCAUGGCCUUACGCUGCGGGUGUUCUUAAUGAGGUGGUACAAAUGGACUGUGGAGCAAUUUGAAGGACUGCAUAACUUUGGCAAUGGAAAAAUGGUUGUCAUGGAAAGAGGUUAUGGCGGAAGGUACAGCUUGUUAAUGCAUCACAGCCAAGAAGAGCUAAAGAAGUUUGGAUUGACAGAUGAAAUGCUGAUUGACCAAGAAUGGCAAACAAUAGCCAAGCCUGGUGAGCUGAAUUAUGAUUGUUUGAUUACCGGACCAUCUUACUUCACUCACUUUGAUGAUGACAGUAGAAAGUAACUCAGCCAAGACAGAGAAAAACAGUCAUGGAUCAGGGCAAGGGUUGAAUCAACUGCAAUUUAACUCUUUCUCAGGAUAACCAUGGCUUUCGUUAGACUAUUCCCUCCUCUGCAACGCAUGUAUCGGCCUAGUUAUUGCCCCUCCAUUGUAUCAUAGAAGAAGAAAAAUAUCAUAAUAACAUACUAAUUCAACUGUGCUGUCUUUCCGCAACCCUAAUGAUCCUAUCCAGUGACUCAUGCUAUUA